UUUCAGUGGAGAACUGAAAUUAUAGACACAGCACAUUUUACAUAAAAACAGGAUAUUUGCAAACCGUUCUUUAAAAAUAAUUUACUCUGAUAUAAAGGAGAAGACAGAUGCAUAGACCUGGUGUCACAAAUAUUCAGAUGAGAAAAUAUAUCACCAUUAACAGAGAUCCCAAGAAAUGAAACUAAAAUUAAAGCAAUUGCCAAAGCAAUGUCCAGCAAUGUCCAAUAGCUGAAGAGAAGUGAUGUGGAAGCUGUAAAAAUUAACAGAAAAGGUGAAAGUACUGAAGGACAAGGUGGAAAGGGACAGAGAGGCACAGCUCAGGCUUGUCAUUACUGAAGCAAGGCAGUUAGAAUGGAGGAUGAUUCAACAGAUGUAAUGGAUUACAGUUACACUUCCGGCACAAUGCAACCAGAGCCAAUAUGUGAACAAGAAGAAACUAAAAGAUUUUUAACAUAUUAUAUAGCUCCUCUUUUCUAUGUACUGUUCUGUUUAAGUGUGAUUGGUAACUGUGUUAUUCUAAUUAUUCUUUUUAAGAAGGAAAAGUUUUAUUCAGUUACUAAUAUUUUUUUCUUGAAUUUGGUUGUCUCUGAUUUAAUAUUCUCUACUACAUUGCCUUUCAUAGCAAUUGAUCAUACUCAUGACUGGAUUUUUGGAGAGCUGUUAUGCAAAAUGCAUGUAGCUGCUUUUCAGAUUGGUUUUCAAAGUUUUGUUAUCUUCAUUACACUAAUAACAAUUGAUCAGUACUUUACCAUAGUUCACUCUUGGUCUACAACUUCAAGAUUAAGAGUCAAAUGUGCUGUUUAUGCAAGUUGCUUUGCUUGGUUACUUAGUAUGCUUUUUAGUAUCCCAGACAUUAAAAUCUAUAUAGUAGCAAACAAUGAAUAUGGGGCAGCAGUUUGCAAAGCUCAUAUUAGUGUGGAAGAACAAGCAUACUGGUGGUUUAUUUUAGGUCAUUAUAAACAUUUUUUUCUGUUUUACAUUUGUCCUCUAGCCAUUAUUAUGAUCUGCUAUCUUGGAAUAGCAGUAAAAUUGGCCAAAUGCCAUGUCAGAAAAAAGGCCAAAGUUAUAAAAGUUAUCUCUUUUAUUGCCAUACUUUUUUUCCUUUGUUGGACUCCAUACAACAUACUUAUGUUUCUUAUGUUUAAAAAGCAUAUUGAUUUGUUUGAACAUUGCAACAGCACUCUACAGUAUACAUUUAAUAUCUGUCAAGCUCUCGUUUACAUUCAUUGCUGCAUGAACCCAUUUAUGUAUGCUCUUUUGGGGACAAAGUUCAGACGACAUUUAAACUGUACUUUUAAAAGAUUUAAAUUAAAAAGUGUAUCACAACAGCAAGACCUGAGCUUAAAAACUAGCAUGGUUAAUGGACUUUAUUAAAACAAGCAUUUUUUUAAUCAUCAGUAGUCAGUACAUUAUAGUGAUCCUACUUCAGCAUGCUCUUUGAGGCCAUAUUUACUCUUCCCCAUUGCAAUAAUACACAUUGCUGAAUUUUGGUGCCAAUCAUUUUGAACACUCCCAACACACCUGCAUUAAAGCAUGCGGCGAUACACAGUAGUGAACUGACAUAUAUUGUAUCCCAAAAUAAGAGUCAGAUACAUUUUUCAGCCCACAAGGUAGUUAAUGAGCCCUAAAAAACUAAUAUGUGUGAAUUGCCCAUGCAGGAAAUUAACUUGUGCCUUACCCUGUGAAGAAAGAAAGCACUGUAUAAACUCCAAGUUGUGAUUUGCUUGCACAGCAAUGUGACCUCUCCCCUCUUUCAUGUGACAACACCCCUGCUGUCAUGUAGCAGAAAAGAGUGAUGCCGUACACACAACCGUUUUUCAUGAGGAGAAAGAUGGCAUUUUUUAAAUUGGUCAUUAAAAACGACCGUGUGUAG
This is a messenger RNA of Rana temporaria (common frog), 1873 nucleotides long. RefSeq names its product C-C chemokine receptor type 3-like. Bases 352 to 1374 code for a protein of 340 amino acids. Gene Ontology annotation, molecular function: chemokine receptor activity. The transcript is spliced from 3 exons. Gene Ontology annotation, biological process: chemotaxis; immune response; G protein-coupled receptor signaling pathway. Lineage: Eukaryota; Metazoa; Chordata; Amphibia; Anura; Ranidae. Gene Ontology annotation, cellular component: membrane. The record is from RefSeq and is a predicted model, not a curated record.